Glycine soja is the source of this 2488-nucleotide messenger RNA. Its product is annotated as probable 1-deoxy-D-xylulose-5-phosphate synthase 2, chloroplastic. The transcript has 10 exons. The coding region runs from base 93 to 2231 and encodes 712 amino acids. Gene Ontology annotation, molecular function: 1-deoxy-D-xylulose-5-phosphate synthase activity. Gene Ontology annotation, biological process: terpenoid biosynthetic process. Lineage: Eukaryota; Viridiplantae; Streptophyta; Magnoliopsida; Fabales; Fabaceae. The record is from RefSeq and is a predicted model, not a curated record.
CACGUUAUAUAUAAUCAUACAGAGAUACUCUUACAUUGCUCUAGUUCUUUUUGUCUUGCCUCCUCUGUGUAUUCAUUCCUUCUCUCUCACUCAUGGCUCUCUCCGCCACCUUCGUUAAGACAAACCGUUCUAUACUACCAUUUCACCAAAAUUCAAGUCCAAACCAUGGUCGCAUAAAACAGUUGUGUGUGAGGGCUUCAGCAAGUAGCUUGGAUGACGACGAGGACAGAACAGUUGUAAGGAAAGAGAAAGAUGGGUGGAAGAUCAAAUUCUCAAGCCAGAAACCAGCAACUCCCUUGCUGGAUACAAUCAAUUAUCCUGCACAUAUGAAGAAUCUAUCCUUACAGGAUCUUGAACAACUCGCUGCAGAGCUAAGGGCAGACGUUGUACAUAGUGUAUCAAACACUGGGGGGCAUCUUAGCUCAAGCUUGGGAGUAGUGGAAUUAACAGUAGCUUUGCAUCAUGUUUUCAACACACCUGAGGACAAGAUUAUAUGGGAUGUAGGGCACCAGGCAUACCCACACAAGAUUCUCACAGGUAGAAGGUCCAGGAUGCACACCAUUAGGAAAACCUCGGGACUAGCUGGUUUUCCAAAAAGAGAAGAGAGCGUAUAUGAUGUUUUUGGGACAGGGCAUAGUUCUACAAGUAUAUCUGCCGGUCUUGGCAUGGCAGUUGCAAGGGAUCUAUUGGGAAAGAAAAACAGCAUUGUCUCGGUGAUUGGAGAUGGAGCAAUGACUGCUGGCCAGGCUUAUGAGGCCAUGAAUAAUGCAGGGUUCCUUGACUCUAACAUGAUAAUUAUACUUAAUGACAACAAGCAAGUUUCUUUGCCUACUGCUACUAUUGAUGGUCCUGCAACUCCAGUUGGAGCCCUCAGUAGUGCCUUAAGCAAAAUUCAAGCAAGCACCAAAUUCCGCAAACUUAGAGAAGCUGCGAAAGGCAUCACAAAGCAGAUAGGAGGAACAACACACCAACUUGCAGCAAAGGUAGAUGAGUAUGCAAGAGGUAUGAUCAGUGGUUCUGGUUCUACACUUUUUGAGGAGCUCGGCUUAUACUACAUAGGCCCUGUGGAUGGUCACAACAUUGAAGAUCUUGUCACCAUUUUGGAAAAGGUGAAAGAAAUGCCUGCCCCAGGUCCAACAUUGAUUCAUGUUGUGACAGAAAAAGGGAAGGGAUACCCCCCAGCAGAAGUAGCUGCUGAUAAAAUGCAUGGUGUGGUUAAGUUUGUACCAACAUCAGGUCAUCAAUUGAAACCAAAAUCAUCCACACUUACAUACACUCAGUACUUUGCCGAGUCAUUGAUAAAAGAAGCAGAAAUAGACAAUAAGAUAGUAGCCAUUCACGCAGCAAUGGGUGGCGGGACAGGUCUAAAUUAUUUCCAUAAAAGGUUUCCAGACCGCUGCUUUGAUGUGGGGAUAGCUGAACAACACGCAGUUACAUUUGCAGCUGGUUUAGCAGCAGAAGGUCUCAAGCCAUUUUGUGCCAUUUAUUCAUCAUUUCUGCAACGUGGAUAUGAUCAGGUGGUCCAUGAUGUAGAUCUUCAGAAACUACCAGUACGAUUUGCUAUGGAUAGAGCUGGUUUGGUUGGAGCAGAUGGACCAACGCAUUGUGGGGCAUUUGAUAUCACAUACAUGGCCUGCUUGCCCAAUAUGGUGGUCAUGGCUCCAUCAGAUGAAGCUGAGCUGAUGCACAUGGUUGCAACAGCAGCAGCCAUAGAUGACAGACCAAGCUGCUUUAGAUUUCCAAGAGGCAACGGAAUUGGAGCCAGUUUGCCCCUCAAUAACAAAGGAACUCCACUUGAGAUAGGAAAGGGCAGAAUUCUGAGACAAGGGAGCAGAGUUGCUAUUUUAGGAUACGGUUCUGUAGUUCAGCAAUGCUUGCAAGCAGCACAAAUGCUCAAACCACUAGACAUUUCUGUGACAGUUGCUGAUGCUAGGUUUUGCAAACCUUUGGAUACUGAUCUCAUAAAGCUAUUAGGUAAGGAGCACGAGUUUCUCCUUACAGUGGAAGAGGGUUCUAUUGGAGGUUUUGGUUCACAUGUUUCACAUUUCCUAAGUAUAGUUGGCCUCCUGGAUGGACCACUGAAGUGGAGACCUAUGAUGCUUCCCGAUAGAUACAUUGAACAUGGAUCACCACAAGAUCAGACAGAAGAAGCAGGACUUUCAUCAAAGAACAUUGCCGCAACAGUCUUGUCUCUUCUGGAAAGGCCAAAAGAAGCUCUAUUGUUCAAGUAAGAACACAAACGGAUAAGAAUUUUUACCAGGGACCUGAAAGACAAAUCAUAUUCUUAGAAGAGUCCAUAUAGGUUUUGUGGUUAAGUAAAAGUUGCUAAUAGAUACCCUUGUGAAAUUAUGCAACAGAAAUAAGAGAUGCCGAUAUUAACCGAGUACUGCAACAGAAAUCAUGCAAAUGGAAAAAUUAAAGACUCAAAUUUGCUGGUCAACUUUUCAAUAAUUGAACCCAGUCACAAACCUCUUUGAAAGUGGCGAAU